Neurospora crassa OR74A is the source of this 5154-nucleotide messenger RNA. RefSeq names its product DUF221 domain-containing protein. Gene Ontology annotation, cellular component: plasma membrane. The transcript has 2 exons. Lineage: Eukaryota; Fungi; Ascomycota; Sordariomycetes; Sordariales; Sordariaceae. The record is from RefSeq and is a predicted model, not a curated record. Gene Ontology annotation, molecular function: calcium-activated cation channel activity. The coding region runs from base 837 to 4754 and encodes 1305 amino acids.
GGUAGGUCGUCUUUCAGAUGAGAUGAACUCAGCCAACAAAACGAACAAGUUUCAAAGGCCACCACGCCCGUGCUCCAGCGACCUAAGCAAGUGCUCCCGGAGACCGUCCAUCCUUCUGGCUCCUUUCAGUUUGGCUCGUCAUGGGGGACCGAUACGUACAUACACUAGCGUCACUACAGCGAUAACUCGCCGGUUUCCGUUUCUUCGAUUUCCUCCCACACAACCACCUCCAGUCUCGCUUGUUCGGACCUCACUUCUAAUUUUCUUCUUCUUGUCUGUCGAUCAUACUUCCCGUUCUCCUGGUUCUCCGCCAUUUUUUUUUUCUUUUACCCCAAGUCCCUUAGAUUGAUUAUAGGGCUCCUUCCUCUAAUCGUCUAUCCCCCCGCCUAAUUCUGCAACCCUUCGACUCGCCUUUGGACACCCAUCUCGCCUUCUGCCAUUGUUCCCAUUGUCCUCCCCGGGAUACCACAAAGCAACACACAACUAAGAAUCGACGACCGCUCCUACACCAUCCCACUGGCUGGGAAAGGGGCAUAUGGCCCUGGCCAAGAAUCAAUCAUCUCUCCGUUUCUCCAAGGUUUUGUCAGGAUAAACAGCACAAAACACAGCCGAUGCCUGUGCCGACAACAUCCUCCUAGUCGCGCCGUCGCUCUAGCUUCGGGUUCGCCUGCAAACAGCGGUCUGCGACCCAUUGCUUCGAACUUAAUAUACCUUACUCAGCUCCUUCCCGAUCGAGUGUUUCUGUCUAGAUACAUCUACCAAUCUAGUCAUACCACCGAUAUCUUUCCACCAUAAACCUCGACGCCCCGAGAGGCCGUCAAAUUUCACCAGCCAUCAUGGCUACCACUACAGCUCUUCCGACGCUGGCAACAGCCGUUACUACCGCGGUAUCGACAGCAUCCAUAUCAGGAUCUGUAUUAUCCACGAUAUCAUCCGCCUUAGCGUCGACAAUCACAACGUCAGCGAGUUUAACAUCUUCGAGUAGCUCGACAUCAUCGAGGGUGCUUACUACAACAACAAGCGUCCCCCCCAAGCAAGUACCCAACACCGACGCAGCGGGCUCAGCCCAAAAGUUUGGAGGCAUCAGUCUUGUGGCUUUUCUUACUGCCUUGGCUACUUCGUUGGUCGUUUUUGGCGUCCAGAUGGGACUGUUCUUGCUCCUACGACAUAAGCUAGCCAGGAUCUUUAAACCCAAAACCUACCUCGUUCCCGAACGCGAAAGAACAGAACCUCCACCUGCGAGUCCAUGGAACCUACUAUCUACCGUGCUCAGAUACAACGACCGUGAAAUCAUCAAGAAAUGCGGUCUCGAUGCCUAUUUCUUCCUCCGAUACCUCCAGACUCUGCUGGUCCUGUUCAUUCCCAUCGCCAUUGUCGUCAUCCCCAUCCUGAUACCUAUCAAUUACGUUGGGGGACUCGGCCACCAGGUUGUGGACACCAACACCACGGAUACAGAUGACUCUGACGUCCCCACGGGCUUGGAUACAUUGGCCUGGGGCAAUGUCCGUCCAGAACACUACCGCCGACGCUGGGCCCAUCUGAUUCUAGCUCUUCUCGUCAUAAUCUGGGUCUGUGGCGUCUUCUUCGCCGAACUCCGCGUAUACGUCAAAAUCCGCCAGGACUAUCUCACCAGUGCCGAACAUCGAUUGCGCGCAUCUGCCAACACAGUCCUCGUGAGCUCGAUUCCCGACAAGUGGCUCACCGAAGAUGCUUUGCGGGGCUUAUUCGACGUCUUCCCUGGCGGCAUUAGAAAUGUCUGGCUGACGCGGGACUUUACCAAACUUCUCGAAAAGAUUCACAGGCGUGAUGCAAUCCAUGUGCAGCUUGAAGAAGCCGAGACAGAACUGAUCCGCGAGGCAAAGCGAAGACAGUUGAAGCAAAGGAGUUUGGAGGAGAAGAGGAUCCGCAAAGCUCAUCAGGUCAAGGCAGAAUCGAAGAAGGAACGGAAACAUCGUGCAAAAGCCGAGGACGAUGAGGCUAAACGACGCGCCGAGGACAACGGAGGCUUAAGUGUAGGGGACGACGAUGCGGUGCCGCAUGACGUUGCGACGGCUGUUCACGGGGGAGAGAAGCUGGAGGGUAAGGGACUGGGGGAUAUCCAAGAGGGCGAGAGCGAAGGGUCUCCGCAUCACGGCCCGCGGGGCGGGAACGGCCUCUUCAAAGUAGGCGAAAACCUAGGAAGAGGACUGAGAAAGGGAGUUGGUUUUGUUGAAGAAACCGGGCACAACAUUCUUGUCCUUCCCAAAGCCCUUCAACACAAUGUCGAAGGAGAGUUGGAGCGUACGGGCGGCUUUGACUUCAUCAAAGACGGAGCACAAUCAUCGCCGACAAGCUCUACAAGCUCCGAAUACGACUCCAAACUGCAUCCAGGAGACGACGACGCGCAACCUAAACCGUCGUUUGCAUCAGAGACUCCGUUGCAAGCAUCUCAAGCUCGCCACGCUCAUACCCUCUCUGAAGCCACCCAAGCUUCGACGGUACAAAAAGGGCCGGAUACACGAACAAUCGGCAACACCACUCGCAAAGUCUCAAAUGUGAACGAUAUGUACGUCACUGAGAAGACCAGGUGGUACGAGUUCUGGAAGCCUCCAUCGGGGGGUUAUGUGUCUCCGGUCCCCCAAGGGUAUGAACGCGAGGACUACCCUUGGAAGGUCGAGAGGACAAAGUGGCAGAAAUUCAAGGCUGCUAUCCCCUUCUACCACAGCGAUAUUGAGGAUGUGGAGUAUCCUCCCGCGUUCACAAAGGAUUACACUACAGAAAAGGAGGAAGGCGCCGAAUGGCAAAAGUGGCUCUCGGCUAAGGACCGGCCUCAUCAUCGUUUGGCGCUCUUCGACUGGACACCUGGUUGGCUCCCAGCUUUGCCUUUAUUGAACAAGAAGGUCGAUACCAUCUACUGGUGCCGGGCCGAGCUGGCGAAGUUGAACCUCGAAAUCGAGGAGGACCAGCAGCAUCCGGAGCGGUACCCCAUCAUGAACUCCGCUUUUAUCCAGUUCAACCACCAAGUCGCGGCGCAUAUGGCUUGUCAAUCCGUUACUUACCAUAUCCCUAAGCAAAUGGCCCCUCGCACGGUCGAAAUCUCGCCCAACGACGUCAUCUGGGACAACAUGGCCAUCAAAUGGUGGCACGAAUGGGCGCGGAGUGCUCUCGUAUUCGCUGUGGUAACUGGUAUGCUUGUCCUGUGGGCUUUUCCCGUCGCGUGGACAGCGUCGCUGGCGCAGCUCGAUGCUCUGGUGGAGAAGUAUAGCUGGCUCCACUGGUUGGUCGAGAACAAAACAAUCCACAACGUCAUCAAGGGUGUGGCUGGUGUUUUGCCUGCUGCUGUCCUUGCGAUCCUGUUGAUUUUGGUUCCAAUAGCACUGGACUGGCUCGCAACUUUCCAAGGCGCAAAGACUGGCUCGCAAACGACGGAGACGGUGCAGACAUACUACUUUGCAUUCCUCUUCGUACAGGUGUUCCUCGUCGUUUCCAUCACGUCAAGUACGUUUCAGACGAUUGCCAACAUUACGCAGGAUAUUACUAGUACUCCUGAAGUUCUGGCGGAGAACCUGCCCAAAGCCGCGAACUACUUUUUCAGUUACAUGAUUCUCCAGGCGCUGUCAACCAGUUCGGGAACGCUCCUUCAGAUCGGCACGUUGUUCAUGUGGUACAUUAUGGCUCGUAUCUUGGACAACACGGCACGGGCUAAAUGGACGCGCAAUACUCAACUCCCAAGCGUCACUUGGGGAUCAUUCUUCCCGGUUUACACCAACUUCGCCUGCAUCGCUCUGAUCUACUCCGUUGUGGCGCCUCUCAUUUCAAUCUUUGCCAUCAUCACCUUUGCACUCUUAUGGUGUGCGCACAGGUACAACAUGCUCUACGUUACUCGUUUCCGGACCGAUACCGGUGGUGUUUUGUACCCGCGGGCUAUCAACCAGACGUUUACUGGUCUUUAUGUCAUGGAGCUCUGCCUUAUUGGUCUCUUUUUUCUGGCAGUGGACGAAAACGAUCAAGUCGCCUGCGUUCCUCAGGCCAUCAUCAUGAUCAUUGCCCUUAUCUUCACCAUUCUGUACCAGUAUCUGCUGAACCGUUCCUUCGGGCCCCUCCUUCGGUACCUCCCCAUCACAUUUGAAGACGAAGCCGUGAUCCGCGACGAAGCCUUCCAGCGCGCCCAAGAACGAAGACUGGGCAUUAUCCGGGAUGACGAUGAAGCCACUGCGCUUAAUCGGUCAGGUCCUGGUGCGAGCGAUGGGAAAGAUAUUGAGCUUCGGAACUUGCACAAGAGAACCAAGUCAGAAGCCGAUAGCCUGUCUCGACUGGGAAAGCUUAACCCAGUCAGGGGUAUCGUUCAAGCUGGUAGCUGGGCAGCACGAGGCGGCAGGCAGGUUCGGCAAGCGGCGUUUGGCAAGGCGGAAGAGAACUUGCGCACAGCUACCAUCUAUCGCAACGAACGCCGCCAGAAGGACAUAGAAGCACAACGGGCGAUAGGAGAUGCAUUGUUCGGCGGCUAUCACGACGAAAUCGAGGAUCUUACCCCAGAGGAGCGUGACGUACUUGUACGCAAAGCAUUCCAACACUAUGCGCUACGAGCCCGCCGCCCCACGGUCUGGAUUCCUCGUGAUGAUAUCGGCGUGAGCGACGAUGAGAUCAAGCGGACCCAGGAAUUUAGCAAGUAUAUUUGGAUCAGCAACGAAGGCACUGCGCUAGACAGUAAAGUGCGUGUAGUUUAUGGUCGCAACCCGCCUGACUUUUCGGAGGUGGACAUCAUCAACCUGUAACGAAGGGGUGAAGAAUGUGUCGGUGGCAGCUUGAGGUGCAUUACUGAUUCAAAGGAAAGCAACGAGAAGCAGGAGAGUGGACGUAAGAUUUGCAUGCAUGUACUGGAAAGAAGAGGUUGUGGACGAAGGGGAGAUGCCCGUGAACUUGUCAUUUCGUCUUUCUCUUUUUUUGGGGGGGUGGCCUUUCACGUACAACUCGUCUCCUUGUGGUGACGGUGCGCGGAUCCUUCUUGCAUAAAAAACUGCAUUGCAUCAUUAUCUAGAUAGACAUUAUUCUCGACUCUUCGUACGGCGUGCUUGAUGGAACUUGGGUGGGCAUACAGUUAUAUAGAGCACAAAACGAAUCCCCUUCGAAGGGGAAUGAUAAUGAAUAGCGUUUACCACAUACACCAGUAGUUCG